UGUUCAUUUUUAUUUGUUUGCUGAAUUUUGUUACAAUAGAAAGUUCCCUUGUUGAUAUCACUAUACUUCAAACUGCUGUUGCAAAAGGAGCUGUUUGUUUGGAUGGAAGUCCACCAGCAUAUCAUCUUGAUAGAGGAUCAGGUACAGGAGAAAAUAAUUGGGUAAUAUUAAUUGAGGUUAGUUUUGAUACUUUUUAAAACUCAGUUAUUCACAUGAAAUUUAUUUCAAUAAUAAUGAAAAAAGUAUAUAUUUUUCAAAACCAAAUCUCCAUCCUUGAGAUUGAUUUAUUAAAUAAAAGUUUGCUUUAAAUCAAGGAAAAUGAUUUAUUAGAAAGUGGAUUUCAUAAACAAACAAAUAUUAUUAUAAGAGAAUUAUAUUUAUAUAUUAUUAGCAAAAUAUUACGAAGGCAAAUAGAAAUGGGAAGUGUGUGAAAAAUAAAAAUGAUUUUAAAGAUAUGACUAAAUAUCUAAAUCUAGAUAUUUAGUAAAAUUUUCUAAAAUUAUUUAUUGUAAUAUCUUAAGUACUUGAGUGGAGGUUUGGAGUUGAAGCGGGUGGGAUGGUAAGGGUGGAUAAAAAUAAUAAAUUUUAGGCAGUCAUUUAUGCAACUUGUUUUCUAGUCAUUUUCCUCAUUUUCAAUAAGCUUGUUUUUCAAGAGAAUAAGAUUUUCAGACAUAAAAAAAAUAGAUACAUACAUAUAUAUAUGCAUAUAUAUAUUUUUCUUCAUACCAAACACACUCAUAUAUUUUUGUAUAUUUCUUCUAUCUUAGAACAGCAACUUAAUUAUUAAUCAAAUGUUAAAUAAUGGAUAUUUAAGGGAGGUGGAUGGUGCCAAAAUGUUGCACAAUGUCUUAUGAGGAAGAAUGGCAAGUACGACGGCUCUAGUGCAAAAAUGGAAAACCAAGUUUAUUUCUCUGGGAUGUUGAGUAAUGAACAGAAAUUUAAUCCAGAUUUUUACAAUUGGAAUAGAGUUUUUGUUAGAUAUUGUGAUGGAGGAUCCUUUACGGGAGAUAUUGAAGCAAUUGAUCCUGGUACUGGACUUCAUUAUAGAGGGGCAAGAAUAUUCAAAGCUAUUAUGGAGGAAUUAUUGGCCCAAGGAAUGAAUAAAUCUGAAAAUGCUAUACUCUCUGGAUGUUCAGCAGGAGGAUUGACAACAAUUUUGCAUUGUGACAAUUUUAGAAUUUUAUUACCAAAUAGUGUUAAAGUUAAAUGUUUUUCAGACGCUGGCUAUUUUGUUAACAUUGAGGAUAUUUCAGGGGAACUAUUUAUUCAACAAUUCUACAAAGAUGUUGUCACUUUACAUGGCUCUGUAAAGAAUUUGCCUCCGUCAUGUACUUCAAAGUUGGAACCAGGUUUGUGUUUUUUCCCUCAAAAUGUGGCUCAACAAAUUCAAACGCCACUUUUCAUUAUAAAUGCAGCAUAUGAUAAUUGGCAGGUAAGGAACAUUUUGGCGCCACCCGGUACUGAUCCCAAGGGUGCAUGGAAGAGCUGUGGAGCUAAUAUAAAAACUUGUACAGCAGAUCAGCUCAAAGUUCUUCAAGGUUUCAGAUUGGACUUUUUAAAGGCAUUGGAAGGUCUAGGGUCAUCUUCAACAAGAGGAUAUUACAUCAACUCUUGCUUUGCACAUUGCCAAACUCAAAAACAAGCUACUUGGUUUGGUCUCAAUUCACCUAGAUUACUCAACAAGACAAUAGCUGAAGCAGUAGGAGAUUGGGUUCUGGAGAGAAAUCAGUUUCAACAGAUUGAUUGCCCUUAUCCUUGUGACAAAACAUGUGGUUAAGCUUAAAGCCAGUCACAUAAUUAGUUUACAACAUAUAAAUUUAUGUCUUUUUCUAUGAGAUUUUUAUGUCUCUUAAAUCACAAAUGCCAUGAAGACAUGAACUAGUUGAGGUGAUACAACCUUGCAGCUCAAGAAAUACUGAUUUAACCAAAAAAAAAAAAA
Molecule: messenger RNA, 1939 nt
Organism: Solanum lycopersicum (tomato)
Lineage: Eukaryota; Viridiplantae; Streptophyta; Magnoliopsida; Solanales; Solanaceae
Source: RefSeq, a predicted model, not a curated record